This is a messenger RNA of Spodoptera exigua (beet armyworm), 1568 nucleotides long. NCBI's taxonomy places the organism in Eukaryota, Metazoa, Arthropoda, Insecta, Lepidoptera, Noctuidae. The record is from the annotation of a GenBank genome assembly.
CUUUGUUAGUCCUGCGUCAGUGAUCGCGAUGGGAUACUGUAGUGUGGUGGUGAGCGUGCUGGCGCUUUUGGCGCUGGCGACGGCCGAGCCGUCAAUCAGAGAUAAUUCCUUGGACGGUGGAGAGCGGGUGCUGCUUGUAUCGCCGGUGUUGGCCCCUCCCAGGGACUCCAGAAUCCAUGACACGACGAGGUCAAGGCAGUUCCCGAUACUAGUGCUCCUCGCCCAGGCGAACCCAUCGUACGGUCGUCUGGAGCCCGAGGCUAAGUCCUUAAAAGGAAACCUGCAACCAAUUUACGUGAAGAAACUCGAAGACCAGGAUAAACCUGAAAACCUGAACAGGCAGAAGCGCCAUCUGUUGGCGAAGAAAUUAUUAGGUCUGGGCGGAGGCGGUGGAGGCCUAGCCUUUGGUGGCGGAUUCUCAAUCGGCGGAGCAGGCAUCGGCUUCGGCGAUGGUGGUGGCUACGGCGGCGGCGGUGGCUACGGCGGCGGUGGUGGCUACGGCGGCGGUGGUGGCUACGGCGGAGGCGGUGGCUACGGCGGAGGCGGAGGCGGUGGCUACGGCGGAGGCGGUGGCUUUGGCGGAGGACAUGGCGGAGGCUAUGGUGGCGGCUACGAAGAACCAUCUAAAACUAUAGUCGUUAAAGUGGUUAAAGAGCAUGGUCACGGUCAUCACCACCGCGGUGGAUAUGAUGGUGGAUACGGAGGUAAUGGAGGCGGAUAUGGCGGCGGCGGCGGUUAUGGCGGAGGUGGUGGCUACGGAGGCGGCGGCGGCGGUGGCUACGGCGGCGGUGGUGGCUACGGAGGCGGCGGCGGCGGUGGCUACGGCGGAGGCGGUGGCUACGGCGGCGGCGGUGGUCAUGGCGGUGGUCAUGGCGGUGGCUACCAACCAAAUUACAAUCAUGGAGGUGGUUGCGGUGGCGGAUGUGGCGGCAAUGGUGGCUACAGCAGUGGUACUGCUACCGCUACCGCUACUGCGACUGCUACUGCUACCGCUACUGCCGGCGGCGGUGGUUAUGGAAAACGCUAACUUCGUCGUACUCAGUGAAAUAACAGAGUGUUUCGAAGUGCAUUGAACAAGCUGUGAUUAUAGGUGACAGGACGAUUAUUACUCGCUAGACACCAAAUGGCUUUAAUUACUUGGCAUCCAUGUAAUUACAGAUAGAAACUUAAAACUUAAUACUAUAGUGAGUAGAUCUAUUUUCAAAUGUAAUUUGUUUGAGUUUUUUCUGUUGUAUAUAACUUUGAUACUUAUUGCGAUUGAGAAUAGGUUUACUUUCGUGUUGAAUGAACUGAUUUUAUGAUCUUUUAUUUGUGAUCUUAAAUAGAAACAACAUUUUGAAUAAAGAACACGCAGGAUUAUGUUUUUUUUUAAGAAUUUAAUGACUGGAUGAUUUUUGUAAUAUUAAAUGGUUGUUAAGUAGAAUUGUUUUGCAAAUUGAAAGGUUAUAAUUCACCUACAAUAGAAAAUAUUUCAAAUUUGUAUUAUUGUGUCCGAUAAACAAUUUCCUAUCUAUUGUUACAUGAAUCCUUGUACUUUUUGUAUAAGUAAUAAAAUAAUUGAAAUACAA